AUGGCGCCAACCUCGAGGAGGGAGAGAAGACAAUGGAAUCCCAAGGGCGACACAGAGGACUAUUUCGGCGAUGACACAACAAACGUCCAGGAAUCAGCAAGCGACUUCGAAUUGAAUGGAGCACUAUUGAGGAGGACCCUCUCGGAACUAUUUGGUCGAGAUGGAGACGAAGAUGAGGACAGUGAGGACAGCGAAGACGAGGACGAGGACGAGCAUGUGGACAACCGCGCUGAUCUUGGACUUCCUCCUCCACUCAGCAUUGCUCUUCCUCCUCUUUCUCAACCUCCUCCUCUGCUACCGCUACCACCAAACCCACUUUCCGGUCUUUUGCCACUCCCAAAGAAAGAUCCUCCAAGCGCAGCUCCCCCUCCACAACCUCCUCUCCCACCCUCAUCCUCUAUUCCCCCACAGCAACCGGCAACCGGCAUCUCUGGUAAUUAUGCAUCUGCUUCGCCAGCUGCCGACCCUCGCAGAACCACCCUUAGUGCAGCCCUGCCCAAGAGCACUGGUAGUGGUGAUGACAGUGACGAUGACGAUGAUAGUGACGACGAUGACGAUGGGAAGACCGAUAGUACCCCAUCGCCUACUCGGUCUACUUUUUCCAAGUCAACUCGAUCAAUUCUCUCUCUUACGCCCGCCAUCCCGCCGCCUUAUCAGACGGGAUCAAAAGACAAAGAUGGGCAAAGAUCCAGCAUUAGCAGCACCCAGGACACAACCAGCUCCUUCACAACACCCACAACCUUGUCAGUAUCAACGGCGGAGACGAGGACAAGAAUAGAAAUGGCCACAACGACGAGCAGUCCAAGUCCAAGUGAAGCGGCGACUAUGGAUCAGGGACGAGAGGCUGCACGCACUUCCAAACUAAGCCCUGGUGGCGAAAAGGCCGCCAUUGCGUCUGCAACCAUUGGUGGAUUCAUCAUUCUUCUUGUCUUGGCUUGGUUCCUCUGGCGCCGCUCAUCCAAGCGUAAAUCUGCUGGCCGAAAAAGCACCUGGCCGACCAAUUUCCCCUCCCGCGAGAUCUUCGAUGGCCCUCGGCGUGUAUCCAGCAAAGUGGGCGAAAAGUUUACGUCUAUGAAGGGACAUCUCCGGCGGCCAAGCGCCCUUGGCUGGUGCAGUAUCAACGAUGACGAUGACGACGCUGCUAUGAAUGAGAAAUCUGCGGCUCCGGUGGCGGCGAAUGCUGGUGGUCUGCUGGAAAGGAGACUGGGGACUUCGACGCCGCCUCAGCGCGUUACGGUGAAUUCAUAUGGGAUGAUAUUCCGCAAACCGAAGCGCGACUCAUCCUUGUCGGACAUCUUUCUGCCGAGAGGCCAGCAGAGAAUGACGCCGCCUUCUACCCCAGUGAGGACCAUGGAAAGGGGAUCGCCGCCUCCUUCCCCAGAGGGCAUCAGGAUACCAAUCGUGCGACCAAGUACGCAGAUGGCGGCGGCGGCGCACUUGGAGAAUGCGAGGAAGAGUGUGAAUGCAGGUGUAUACAACGCACCGCGGACACCAAGGACGCCUUUGCGCCAGAAUACUCGCAUAAGCGAUGUAUCCUCCUUAUCGUCAGGGUUUGGCGACGGGGACAUUGUAAUUAUUCAGCCCCCUACCGCUGCCAUUGCUGUCAAGACAGCCAAUCCAAGCGUCAGUGACUCACAUGUUAACCUCGUUGCCGUCAGAAGUAGCCCUGAGAGGAAGAGCUUCGGCAGCCGCUUCUCCCGCAGCAGAGACACCGUCCUCACCAACGCGUCUGAAGACAUGCGCCCUCGCUUCCGAUCCAUUUCCUCGUGGGUCGGCCAGCAGUCGCGCCGAGCGAAGCGAGCUGCAGCAAGCAGGAAUGAGGAUGGGGUUCCUGAUGUGCCGGAUAUUCUGCCGGAGCAAGGAUUUGAUAUGAUGAUGCCUGAUGGGCAGGAGCCGAGGAGAGUUGAGUCUGCGAUGUGGAAGAAGUAG
Molecule: messenger RNA, 1929 nt
Organism: Trichoderma virens Gv29-8
Lineage: Eukaryota; Fungi; Ascomycota; Sordariomycetes; Hypocreales; Hypocreaceae
Exons: 2
Coding region: 1-1929 (642 amino acids)
Source: RefSeq, a predicted model, not a curated record